CAUUUUCAUUGCGAAAAAAACAAGGAAAACAACGCAAAUUUUUUUUUGCAGUAGAAAAAAAGGAAAACCCCUAUUCUACACACGAAGAUUGUUGCCGAAACUAAUAAAUAUAGACGAAAGACUGAUCGCAGGAGUCAAGAAACAUGAUCAAUUCUGUACGCUUCGAGCGUGAAGAAAGUUGUGAACAUAUGCAAUUCAAUGUCCUCAACGAGAGUUUUGGAGCUGAAUCGCCCCCGUCACAAAACCCUGGGGUAACAAUGUCGGGCACCAGUACCAGCAGUACCACAAAUACAGAUGACUCCCUUGCGGGUGCAGGAAAUAUAUUAUGCACGCAUGAUGGUGUUCUCUUGAAAAAAGCUAGCGCCGAACAUAUUGCCGAUCUUAAUAACAGUGGUUCCUUGUCUUUGGUGGAAUAUGGACCGCCACGUAGGCUGUAUAUUGAAUGGAAACCAAAUGAAAACAUCUUGAUUGCUGACGAUAGCCAGGACCAGGAAGACUGGGCUCUAGUCGAUACAAUAUCUCGUAGAUCACGAACGAUAUCUGAAUGUAAAGCUUUCAAUACCAAACCCAUGGAGACCUCAACAGGGUCGUUAAAAACAAGGUGUAUACGGACAUGCCUGGAAGACUUGUCCGGCAUUGAAGUUAAACAUCGUGGCCAAACUUUACGAUUCCUACGCAAAUUAGAUGGCACCUUGCAUUCGGAGUUCUUUUUCCAACACGGCAAUGCAGAUUUGUUUGUACGAAGUAUGCGUCAAUUACACAUCAUCGAUAUGACACCCUCAACACGCAGUGGCGAGGAGUAUGUCAUCCUUACCACCGAAACCCAAAAACUGAAGAAAACAUUUGCUGAAUUGGAUAUUGGUGAAAUCAAGUCCAGUAACAUGGGCAAUGAAAGUUGGUUGCCCCACAAAGUUGUGGGAUUUUUGGUGAAUAUUCCCGACUACGUGUCGCAGAAGGCGCCACCACGUGUUAGACCCGGUUCCUUGGAUGCCAAAGAAAGGCAAAUAUCAUCGCCACCAUCGGACAACUAUCAAAUGGUUGGUUUGGCUGACAGCUCAAAUACAUCUGGAUCGCAUAGUAGGGGCAGCAGUUUGGAUAAAUCGCCCGACAUGGAUUCCAGUGGCAUGGAAAAUGUCAAAGAAAUAGAUGAAAAAAUUGUUCCAUCAUUGCCAGAAAGACGCACAGUAGAGCGGGGUAAACCGCUCAACGAAAAUCAAUGGCUAGAAUUUAUGACACCCGAAGGCCGUGUCUCGGAUUCGAAACGUGUCUUGGAAAUAAUUUUCCAAGGUGGCAUUGAACCUAGUCUAAGGCCAGAGGUAUGGAAAUAUCUUCUCAACUACUAUCAAUGGAACGAUUCGGAGGUGGAGAAAAUUGCAAGACGUAAAGAAAAAUCAAUGGAAUACUACAACAUGAAAGCCCAAUGGCUGUCAAUGACUACAACACAAGAGGCCAACUUUUCGGGUUAUCGUGAUCGCAAGUGCCAAAUCGAGAAGGAUGUCAAACGUACCGAUCGUUCGUUGGAAUACUUUGCCGGUGAAGACAACCCGAAUCUGACAACGUUGCAAGGCAUUCUUAUGACAUAUGUUAAAUAUAAUUUCGAUUUGGGCUAUGUUCAGGGUAUGUCGGAUUUGUUGGCACCCAUAUUGGCGAUAAUGGAAAACGAAGUCGACGCCUUUUGGUGUUUCGUGGGCUUUAUGGACAUGGUGUUUGCCAAUUUCGACAUCGACCAAGCCGGCAUGAAAACCCAGUUCAAUCAACUGCGUACCCUCUUGGAAUUUGCCAAUCCACGUCUGUUUAAGUACAUGAAAAAUCACGAUUCGGAUAAUAUGUAUUUCUGUUUCCGUUGGCUGUUGGUGUGGUACAAACGAGAAUUCUCCAACGAAGACAUACUCAAACUAUGGGAAUGUCUAUGGACCAAAUUACCAUGUCCCAAUUUUCAUAUUCUCAUCUCGGUGGCUAUACUGGAUCAAGAAACCGACAUCAUUAUCGAAAGUAAAUAUGAAUUUACGGAAAUUCUGAAACAUGUCAAUGAACUGUCGGGCAACAUAGAUCUACAGAAAACGCUAAAAAUUGCCGAAUCCAUAUACUAUCAAAUAAAGGAAGCUGAAAAUCUACCCAACGAAAUACGACAAAUUAUUGGCGAACCAUUAUUGGAACCCGAUCACCGGGAUGAGGACAAUAGUUCACCGCAAUCAUUUGAUGAUGGCUUUGAUGAACUGGUGCGAGAGCUGACACCAGAAGAAAUGAAACGAAAACAGGAAUUGUUAGAGGAAGCUUGUGAACGUUCCAUGUUUUUACAAUACAUGUAGAUGAAUGGUUAAGCACCUUCUUUUGUUAAAUAUUAUGUGAAAACUAAUUUUAAGUUUAUUUUUGUUUAGAUAUUUUAAUAACCUCCCUUUCCUUUGUUGAUACUGUGAAUCCUAUGCAAAUCCUACACCCACCCUUCAUUUAUAAAAAAAAUACAAAGUUUCUUUUUUUUACUUUUAGUAUAAUCAUCAAGAGAAACAAGUAAACUGAAAUAUAUAAUAAUAUCAAGUAAACAAUAAUGCCUACAACAACAACAAAAGCCACAAAAAUGAAAAAAAAUGUUUUAACAAAACGAUUUAUAGAAAAUAUUCGAUUAAAAGAUUAACACAAAAAACAAACAAUUGCUAUAUGUAGUAUACCAUGGCGAUAAUUUUGAUUUUUUUUUUUUUUUUUUUUGUCAAUAGAAAAUUAAGCAUUAUUAUACACUUACACACACCAACACACAAAGAAAACACAUAUGUAUUUCACUCGAUAUUGCCACAAAAUUUAAUUAAAGGGCAAAUAAAAUAUACCAAUUUUUUAAAAAUAUCAAAUGGAGAAGAA
This is a messenger RNA of Musca domestica (house fly), 2850 nucleotides long. RefSeq names its product TBC1 domain family member 17-like. Bases 144 to 2309 code for a protein of 721 amino acids. Lineage: Eukaryota; Metazoa; Arthropoda; Insecta; Diptera; Muscidae. The transcript has 3 exons. Gene Ontology annotation, biological process: activation of GTPase activity. Gene Ontology annotation, molecular function: GTPase activator activity. The record is from RefSeq and is a predicted model, not a curated record.